CGAACCGAAAAGAGCCGAACUCACCCUGUAUUUCUAAUUCUAACCUAAAAGUUUGUUUUGAUUUUGUUAUUUAUUUGAAAUUUUGAAAAUUCAAUUUUAUUUCCUUGGCAACACAAGUUUCAAAAACUCAAAAGUUAGUUUAGUCAAUACAAUAUCCACCAGCGACUUCACCUUGGAAACAAUGUUUUGUCAAUUCACCACCUCUUCCAUUGAAAUUUUAUCAUAAAUUCCUAUUUUAAAUCAAAUCUUAAUUAUUCUUCACCAUGACUGAUUGGUUUACAAAACUUAAAAACGCGAAAAAAUCAUGUUUAGUAGAUAACAAUUUGAAAAAAAUCCACUAUGAAUUUAACGACGGCAAAGAAUUGGUAGAAGAAUACGAUUUGAGUACAAAUUGCUUGACCAAAAGGGCUUGGAGAUGUAAUAAACAGUUGAAGGAAGAAGCAACCUGGGAUAUCGAAGUUGGAGACCCUGAGCCUCAGUAUAAUGCUGAAGACAAGUGUAUGAUUAGAGAGGAUUCCAGUCAGCCAUUUAUAACAAGAAGAAUCACAAAAAUCAAUCUGGAAUGGCGUAUAAGAAACCUUCCAUACCCUAUAGAAGUAUAUUCAGUAAAUGUAGACCAAGAAUCUUUUUUCCUAAUUGUACGAACCACAAACAAAAAAUAUUAUAAGAAAAUAUCUGUACCUGAUUUGGAGAGAUUGAGUAUUCCAUUGGAACAAGAAAAUGUGACAUUUUCCCAUAGAUUUAAUACUCUCAUUAUAACGUAUAAAAAGCCCAAGAAAUUAAUCGAUUUUGAAAAGGCUCUAUUUGAGGAAAUCAAACAAAUUCAACCAAAAAAUUAUGGAGAAGGCAUUAAUGGUUGCAAUCCUAGUUAGAACAGUGUUGUUUUUCAAUGUGAUUUUAUAUGACAAAUUAAUAAAAUAAAAUUCAAGGUUACUUUCAA
Messenger RNA from Ceutorhynchus assimilis (cabbage seed weevil), 940 nucleotides. The record is from the annotation of a GenBank genome assembly. Lineage: Eukaryota; Metazoa; Arthropoda; Insecta; Coleoptera; Curculionidae.